CCUCACUGGGCGUCACUCUCCUCUGGGGGACCUCAGAACACAAUAAGUGUCACCUCUCCUGUCCUUUCAGCCUCCAGCCCAGGAUUUGGCAGAGUUCCUUUCAGUGGUUAUCAGGUGGCUGGGGAGGCAAGAGUACCAGGUGUCAGAGACAAUCUACUGUUUGCGGGGGCACCAUCGUUGGGGCCAGAGAUGAGGGUUCGACGCUUGAAGUUGGGUCUGGUAGCUACCUUUAUGCUUACACUGUGGCUGGUGGCCUCCUUCCUGGGCCAGGAGUCCAGCCAGGAUGACCUCCGCAAGAAGGCCAGCACACUCUCAAGUACUUGCCACUGCCGCAGAAAAUCUUCUAGAAAGUGUGCCUGUUCAUCUGAGAUCUAUGAAUGCGUCCCUUGCCUCCACACACCUGGAGAGUCUGACUGGUUUGAUGAACGCUUUGAAAAGGCCAUGGAGCCUCUGCAGAGGUCAGAAGAGUCCAUGUCAUCUGAUGCUCUGAUACUGUGGUUGGUAGUGGGAGUCUGGGAUAAGCCCCUAAAUUCCUCCCUCAUAUGCUCCUAUGAACUUCAGGGCAUCCAGUCAGAGGAGUUUGAGAAUCAGAAGCAGCAGCCAAUUAAAACGUCUCCCAAACACCCAGUGGGCCGUGUGGGGCCCAGGUGCCGGACCUGUGCAGUGGUUGGAAACUCAAGGUUCCUGAGGGGCUCUGGCCUUGGCUUCAGAAUUAACCAACAUGACAUCGUCCUCAGGAUGAACCAGGCCCCUGUCCAAGGCUUUGAGAAGGACGUGGGGAACACGACCACCAUACGCAUUAUGUACCCCGAGAUAGCCAGCACGCAGGAUCCUGGCACCCAACUGCUCCUUCUUCCUUUGAAUUCAUCUGGUCUGAAGUGGUUCAUGAAAGUACUGCAGGAACAGAAUGUCAUCUGGAAGCCAAAAAACCCUGGAUAUCGGAUGGUGCAGUUCCCUGGUGGAAGUACAGAGAGCAAAGACGAGGUCUUCGUGAUCAGCCUCACCUUCCUCCAGUACGUCCAGGAUCACUGGCUGAGAAAACAGGAUCAGUUUCCAUCCUUGGGGUUCGUGGCUCUGUUGUAUGCCUUGCACACCUGUGAUCAGGUAUCCUUGUUUGGUUUUGGGACAGACCAGCUCAUGAGGUGGUCCCAUUACUGGGAUGAUAAAUAUCGGUUCAAGAGCAAAACGCACAGUUUUGAAGAUGAGCAACAGAUCAUCCUUAAGCUGCAAUGUGAGGGGAAGGUUGUUAUCUACAGCUGAGAUAGUCCUCGGCCUGUCCAGACUACUGGAGGCCCCAGGAGGCUGACAGGUAGUCAAGGGGACGUUGGAGUGUCAAAGAGGCGCUGGGGCUUCAAGUGGACUUUGGAUGGAGAUCCCUCUGCUACUGAAUAAAACCCUAGCUUAUUUCUCUCA
This is a messenger RNA of Equus caballus (horse), 1413 nucleotides long. RefSeq names its product CMP-N-acetylneuraminate-beta-galactosamide-alpha-2,3-sialyltransferase 1. NCBI's taxonomy places the organism in Eukaryota, Metazoa, Chordata, Mammalia, Perissodactyla, Equidae. Gene Ontology annotation, molecular function: beta-galactoside (CMP) alpha-2,3-sialyltransferase activity. The record is from RefSeq and is a predicted model, not a curated record. Gene Ontology annotation, cellular component: membrane. Gene Ontology annotation, biological process: sialylation.